Nilaparvata lugens (brown planthopper) is the source of this 457-nucleotide messenger RNA. Its product is annotated as cytochrome P450 4V2-like. Gene Ontology annotation, molecular function: oxidoreductase activity, acting on paired donors, with incorporation or reduction of molecular oxygen; monooxygenase activity; iron ion binding. The record is from RefSeq and is a predicted model, not a curated record. The transcript is spliced from 4 exons. The annotation marks the transcript as partial. Lineage: Eukaryota; Metazoa; Arthropoda; Insecta; Hemiptera; Delphacidae.
AUGUGAUGGGGAAAAUCAUUUCAAUUUCUUCGUCAUACGAGUCUCCGUUUCGUGUGUGGAUCGGUCCAUUACUUAUAGUGGUGCUCAAAAAUCCUGAGGAUAUACAGAUAGUGCUCAAUAGCUCCAAGACUCUGGGGAAGGAUCCGCUCUACAGGUUCUUCAGAAAUACUGUCGGCACUGGUCUCUUCUCUGCACCAGUUGAUAAAUGGAAGAAAAACCGCAGAGCUAUCACGCCUGCUUUCAACAACAAACUGUUGGAACAAUUUGUGCCAGUUUUCAACCAGCAGAACAAACUGCUGGUGGAGAAGUUGGCGCCUCAUCUGAACAAAGCGGAGCAAUUUGAUUUGUUCGACCUGAUCAGUCCUGCCACUCUCGAUAUUAUCUGCCAGACUGCUCUGGGAAUUGAUGUCAAGGCACAAGACAAUCCUGAAUGUGAAUUCGCUCAAGCGCUCUACAG